CCUGGGCCGGGGCUGCCGCUCCUCCAGUAUCCCGUGAUGCCGUGUGGCCGCCGGGACGGGAGCCUGCACUAGGCCGUGGUGGUGGUGGUGAGGCGGCGGCGGCGGCAACACGAUGGCGGAGAGUGAGUACGAGUCGGUGCUGUGUGUGAAGCCGGAGGUCCACGUCUACAGGAUACCCCCGAGAGCCACCAACCGGCGCUACAGAGCUGCAGACUGGAAGUUGGAUCAACCGGACUGGACGGGAAGGCUCCGGAUAACAGCAAAAGGAAAUAUGGCUUACAUUAAGUUGGAGGACAGGAAUUCGGGAGAGUUGUUUGCACAGUCGCCAGUCGACCAGUUUCCCGGUAUUGCAGUGGAGAGCGUUGUCGACUCCAGCAGAUACUUUGUCAUCCGCAUCGAGGAUGGAAACGGGCGACGUGCGUUUAUUGGCAUCGGAUUUGUAGACCGUGGCGAUGCUUUUGAUUUUAAUGUUGGGCUCCAAGAUCACUUCAAAUGGGUCAAGCAGCAGACUGAACUCGCCAAACAAGCUGAGAAUCCAGACUCCGGACCCAAGUUGGACUUGGGAUUUAAAGAUGGACAAACCAUCAAAUUAAAUAUUGGGCAUGUACGGAAGAAGGAAAACUCGUCCGCCAAGCCUCGUCCGCCGGCUGGUGGUAUGGGUUUGCUUCCCCCUCCUCCGGGUGCCAAAGCACCAACACUGCUGCCACCACCAGGAUCUAUCAGUGUGCAGGAUUCAGUCAUGCACCAGCCUGUGAAGCCUGCUACUCCAGAAAUACUGGGAGACCUCUUUGCCCCAGAUGUACCGCCUGCUCAGGCUUCUCAUGCUGCCGCCGCGGAUCUGUGGGGGGAUUUUGCAACAGCCCCCAGCUCUGCCUCGAGCCAAGUGACCCAAAGUGCAAACUGGGUGCAGUUUUGACACGGGGGACAUCUUUAGGGGUUUUGUCCUUUUGAAGAAUGUAAGACGCUGGGAGACCGUGAUAGACAUUUGCUUUCUGGUAAGAUAUUGUGUGGAGGUGUCAGCGGCUGGGAGUCCACGUGGUGUCGGAGCCAGCUGGAUUCUGGACUCGCGCCCUACAGUCCUGGAGGGGUUCACUUACAUUUCCGAUGUAUUUGUACCAGGAUACCGAGCAACGACAGGGUCUCCACAUCCUUUGACUUCUAGCUACGGUGACUUCGCUUCAUGGGUGAUUGGAUUCUGUUUCCUAAGGGGACCGACCAGGGGGACACAAAUGCUUAUUAAAAAUGGCCUAGUUGUGUUUUUGAUUUUUUUUGAUUUUUUUUUUUUUUUUUUUAAACACUGUGUAAUAUUGGUCUUAACUUGGAAGUGUUCCUUAAGCACAUCAACCUGUAUUCAGUCGCUUUCCAUUCCGUACUUGGAUCUCUUGAUCUUUCAUUAUAACAGCCUGUAUUGAGUUGGUGUGGGGUAGAGUACUGUACUGAAUAAUAAUUUCCACUCGAAGAGCAAAGCACUAUGAUCGGCUAAAGCCCUCCAAACCGGCACUCUGCUGCACCACUGACCUUCCCCGAAGUGAUGGUUUAAUGAUUGGGUACUGGGUGACCAGCAGUGGAGAGCCGGGGCUUAUUAAUACAUUCGCUUUCCCUUCCCAAGUGUUUGCUGUGGCCAGCAACCUUUAACCUCUGGCAUAACUUGUGAACAAUUUGUCU
Messenger RNA from Leucoraja erinaceus (little skate), 1665 nucleotides. Its product is annotated as adaptin ear-binding coat-associated protein 2-like. The record is from RefSeq and is a predicted model, not a curated record. Bases 113 to 916 code for a protein of 267 amino acids. Gene Ontology annotation, cellular component: membrane; clathrin vesicle coat. Gene Ontology annotation, biological process: endocytosis. The transcript is spliced from 8 exons. NCBI's taxonomy places the organism in Eukaryota, Metazoa, Chordata, Chondrichthyes, Rajiformes, Rajidae.